Molecule: messenger RNA, 8049 nt
Organism: Nilaparvata lugens (brown planthopper)
Lineage: Eukaryota; Metazoa; Arthropoda; Insecta; Hemiptera; Delphacidae
Product: oocyte zinc finger protein XlCOF6.1-like
Exons: 8
Coding region: 1078-2475 (465 amino acids)
Biological process (GO): regulation of transcription by RNA polymerase II
Cellular component (GO): nucleus
Molecular function (GO): RNA polymerase II cis-regulatory region sequence-specific DNA binding; DNA-binding transcription activator activity, RNA polymerase II-specific
Source: RefSeq, a predicted model, not a curated record
AAUUUUCUCCCAGAAUCGGCAGAGGAACAGUAUGAAUAUUCAAAAUUGUUGGAAUUUCUAUCAAAUAACCAGAGUAAUCUUUAUUAGGUCUAUAAUAAAAGAAAGAAUCGGCUCAUACAAGUAGAGAUAGGAAAAGCAUGCAUCAUCACAUCUCAACUACUGAUCUGAUUAACUUGAAAUUUUGCAUAAAGAUUCCUAAUUUACUUAGAAUGGUUAUAGGCUCAUGUUCAGUUCUUCAAGAUUCCAAAACGUGAAGUUUUAAGUUUGUCAAGUGCUUUAAACACACAAUAACGUCACAAGUGUAUGUCAGAGGAAAAUCCAUACUUUAUUGUUAUACAAUAAGUUGUAAGUAUUUUGACUAGCGUUCUUGUCUAUAUUCUGUUCACACCCACCAAACUAGCAAUCAGUUUAUCUUAUCUAGAGAGCAGAACUUGAUGGCUGCUAUUCCAACUUCAACUACCCCUCACUCACCCAGUGCACAGUAGUACCUCUUGCCUGUCCAGGUGUACUGCAGAGUGCAGACGAAUAUAUGUACAGUUAUAGCUCUUCGGCAAACCUUAACGUGAAUGGCUGGCCUUAGCUUGCAAUUUCAUAAUCUUUGAAAAACAUUACAAGACAGCAGUCAAAUUCAGUAGUUACUUUUCCUUCACGACCAUGGCUCAAUAUUAUAGAUUAUUAUCAACUCACACGCGAGAAGAGACUCAACUCUAGUCGAGAGCAUGUGUUUCCAAAUAGUGACACUCAGACUAGUCGAUUCUAGUCUCCGCGACGUCAUCAUUUGGAAACACAUGCUAUUGACUAGAGUUGAGUCUCUUCUCGACCUAAGUCACGUAAGUGUGAGUUGAGCCUUACAGUACCAAUAUUUGUGACUUUCACAUGAGGUGUAACAAUAAUCGAUUAUCUUCCCAUUGUUUGUGAUAUCAAUAUUGCAGAUGGUUAGAGUUAAUCAGGAGAAUGAUAGCAGCCAAGAACCAGCACCAGAGUGCAGCACUGCAUGCUCUCCAACUGAUGAUGAUCUCAGCCAACAACAUUAUCUAAUCCCUGGAUAUAAUCUAAUACUCAUCAAAGAGGAAGAAUAUGAUCAAGAUCGAGAAGCAGGAGGACGAAUUUGGAGAAUGUGAAUUUGCAACUAGCAACGUCAAAGAUGAGUCAUCCUCACACAAUGGUUCAACUUCCAAUCAGAGUCAAACUGCUUUCCAGAGUAUGGAGUACCAUGUUUGUGGGAAAAUUGCAAAAGAAAUUGUUAACAGACUGGAGGAUAUAUCAACAUCGAGACCACAAAUAAAAGUUCAGGUUAAAGUUGAGAAACAGGAAAGUGCUUUUGAUGACAGUUGGAUUGGAGCUGCACGUAGUGAUACAGCUACUCAGCAGAUCAAGAUCGAGAAGCAGGAGGAUGAAUUUGGAGGAUUUGUUUUUGCAACUAGCAACAUCAAAGAUGAGUCAUCCUCACACAAUGGUUCAACUUCCAAUCAGAUGGCGAGAGUUAAGCAGGAGAAUGAUAGCAGCCAAGAACCAGCACCAGAGUGCAGCACUGCAUGCUCUCCAACUGAUGGUGAUUUCAGCCAACAACAUUAUCUAAUCCCUGGAUAUAAUCUAAUAUUCAUCAAAGAGGAAGAAUAUGUUGAGCAAGAGGCAGAAGGAUGUUCAGUGGAGAGUGAACCGGAGAUGUGGCCUUCAAACUGCAGCACAUCUGAAACUGCCAAUACAACAGAAGUGGGUGAACUGAAUGCACAUUUAAUCUCUCCAGUGGAAGACGGCACUGAGCCAUCUGUGGCUGGCAAAAGGAUCAAGGUCUACAGCUGUGCUGACUGCAGCUAUGAAACCACACGGUCCAGUAAUUUGAAGAGUCACAUGAGAAAACACACUGGGGAAAAGCCUUUCAGCUGCAAGUAUUGUAACUAUAAAUGUGCUCAAUCAAGUUAUUUGAUAAGACAUGUCAGAACACAUACAGGAGAAACACCUUUCAGCUGCGAGUAUUGUGACUAUAAAUGUGCUCGAUCAACUAAUUUGAAGAACCAUAUCAGAACACAUACAGGAGAAACACCUUUCAGCUGCGAGUAUUGUGACUAUAAAUGUGCUCAAUCUGCUACUUUGAAGAAUCAUAUCAAAACACAUACAGGAGAAACGCCUUUCAUCUGUGAGUAUUGUGACUAUAAAUGUGCUCAAUCUGCUAAUUUGAAGAAACAUAUAAGAACACAUACAGGUGAAACACCUUUCAGCUGCAAGUAUUGUGACUAUAAAUGUGCUCAAUCUGCUACUUUGAAGAAUCAUAUCAAAACACAUACAGGAGAAACGCCUUUCAUCUGUGAGUAUUGUGACUAUAAAUGUGCUCAAUCUGCUAAUUUGAAGAAACAUAUAAGAACACAUACAGGAGAAACACCUUUCAGCUGCGAGUAUUGUGAUUAUAAAUGUGCUCAAUCUGCUAAAUUGAAGAAACAUAUAAGAACACAUGAAGGAGAAACAACUACUAGCUGAAAAUUUGUGACUACUUGUACUCAUUCAAAUUUGUUUUUACUGUGUUUCGUAGGGUGGUCACUAAUAACAGAACAAGUGUGUUGAAAAUGUCUGUGCAUAUUCAUGUCGCCAUUCAUUGUUGUGUCAUCACAACAUUUUUUGAGGUUCUGAGUAUUGGCCCACACCUUGGCACUAUUCAAAUUGCCAGGGUCACCCUGGGCUGGCGUCUGUGGAGGGGCGGAGUAGGGGAUGCUGCUCACACUGUGGCGUGUGCCGGCUGGUGGUUGGAGCGGCCUUUUGGGGACGGCUAGACUCCUCGCGGUGUUCGGUGAAAUUCUCUCCUUUCUGAGAGGUGAUUGGCCAUGCUUUUGCACUGCCUGGAGGGAGGGGAGUCGCUAGGAGUGGUGGAAGAGUUGUGGCAGUCAUCACUGUCCUUGUAGUGCAUAGUAACAGGUCGAAACUCAUCAGAAAUGGUCCAGGUGUCUCCGGACCACAAAUGAGCCUUUGUGGCUGAUUCCGGUUUGCCUCCAGAUCAAUUGGUGUUCGGUUCGUCCUCUUAGGGACCCCUACGGGUCGGAACAGGUCACCUAACCUGUUUUUCAAUAAAUUAACUAUUCAAACUUGAAUAGUGUAGCAGAGAAAAAAUAAACAACGUAAAUUUGGAGAUAAAAAAACCUAACCACAACAAAUUUUGUUAGAAGCCUUUCCCUGUGAUAACACAACAAUCUAUGCCAAUGUGUAUCAUGCAUGUCUUACCGUUAGUGGCCAGCCUCAUGAAAUCAACCUUGCACUUUCCAUUACCUACUCACCAGCAUUACCUGCUCACAUGGUCAUCAUCCACAAUAAAAUUAUCAAGUCAUUCUAUAAGUAGUAUCAUGUCGAUUUUUUUACCCCAGCAUCAACUCAACGUCAUGCAGCUUGAUCCUCUGCUUCUCCCUCAAUAGCUCUCCUAUAGUGAGGUCCACGUUAUAAUGGGAGUAUUUGAUUAACAUUGGUUUUGCUUCCCCUGUGUAUCAUUCUGCCGGAUCAUUUUCCAACAAUGUAGAAAUAUAAUCAAUUAAAAGAAUAUUCAAUCUCAAUAAUUAUGAAAAUUUAGUAUUUAAGUUAAUCUUUGACAAAUAUAAAUUUUCAUAAAAAAUAAAAUAUAAUUGAUCACUCUAAACAAGAAUUUCCUGUUAAUAUUACAUCAGAUUCUAGAGAAGACUCAUGAAUAUAAAACAGGAACCUCCCACCUCUUCUUGGAUUUCACCGCGGCCUAUGACAGUAUCCUGAGAGUAAGGCUAUUCGAAGCCAUGGAGGAAUUUCAAUUCCCAAGGAAGCUCAUCAACCUUACAAAAGCAUCCUUGUCUAAAGUUGUAUGCCGGGUGAAGAUACAAAACCAUCUGUCGGAGAAUUUUGAGAUGGAGGCAGGGCUGUGACAAGGAGAUGCUCUUUCAUGUUUGUUAUUUAAUAUAGCUUUAGAAAAAGUCAUUCGUGAGUCAAAAGUCAACACUGAAGAGAAUAUUUUUUAUAAAUCAACCCAAAUUCUCGCGUACGCAGACGACAUUUAUAUCAUUGGAAGAUCGGUGAAUGAUAUGAAGGAAGCCUUUAAAAAUAUUAAAAAUGCAGCAUUGCAAAUGGGCCUCCACAUAAAUGAAAACAAAACAAAGGUCAUGAUCACAUCAACGAACCACAACAUCGUGGAGUGGCUUCAGAUGGAUGAUAACUGUUUUGAGGUUAAAGAUGAUUUUGUAUACUCUCCGUCGAUGGUGAAAACGAAACAACAAAGGAGGUGGAAAGGAGAAUUCUCCUGUCCAGCAGAUGCUUCUAUGGUCUCUCCAUGUAUAUAAAAAACAAAGUGCUGAGCAGAGCCACAAAGUUUAAAAUAUAUCGCUCACUAGUCCUGCCAGUACUCAUGUAUGGCAGUGAAACAAUGACACUGUCCAAAAAAGACGAGAGCCAACUCAAAGUUUUUGAGAGGAGGGUACUGCGAAGCAUCUGUGGUGGAAUAAAAGUGGAUGAGACCUGGCGGAGGAGGAAGAAUGAGGAGCUCUACCAAGUAUAUCGUGAACCUGAUGUGGUCAAAAUGAUCAAAAUUUGUAGACUGCGAUGGGCUGGCCACCUUAUUUGGGCAGAUGAGACAUACCCACCAAGGAGACUCAUGCUGUACAGGAUGGAAGGGAGGCGAAGACCAGGAAGGCCGAGACUGCGCUGGAUGGACGGUGUUGACAAGGACGCACAAGUGAUUGGAGCCAGAGGUUGGAAAGCGAGGGCGAAAGACAGAGACGAAUGGAGGCGAAAACUGGAGGAGGCCAAGACCUGUAGCGGGUUGUAGCGCCACUGAUGAUGAUGAUUACAUCAGAUAUACCAGUAUCAGCUAUCCUUCAUAGAAGACCGUGGCAAGGCAGAGAAUUGGCAACGCUGUUUCACUAUCUUUCUCCACUGCCAUCAUAACAUGAACCUCACUAUAGUCAGUCUCAACCUGGUUCCACUAUCCUUGCCUAGGUCUAGGAACACUCAUGGAGCUCACACUUUCAGUAGAUUUCUAAUUAUGAUAGCGUAAUUGGUGAAACCCUGGGUUCAUACAUCAUGUAGUACAAACAGGGAAACAACAGUGAUUUGAUAUUACUAAAUAUACUGAGUCUCAUUCCAAGGUCAAUUGUUUGUAUUAGGAUAGGUUUUGAAUGGCAACAAGCUAUGAAAAGAUGUGACAUCACACUGCCUAUAAUAUUAUUAUCUAAGAUGAAAAUUCAUAGAUAUGGAAGUGGUUAGGCUAGGUAUACAGGUUGUAAUUCAGUCAAAUUGAAUUUGUUGUAGUUGAGUGAAUAAACGAACACUUGAACUUUAUUGCUAUUUAUUGAUUUCACACAUAACUUCAUAAAUAUUAUAAAAUAGUACAGUUUGUCAUUAAGCAUUUUUACUGAGUUCUUCUGAUCACAUUUUACUACUAAUCCGUCCGUGUGUCACCUGCAGUAGGCAGUACUGCCAACAUAACUUAGUCCAUUAUUAUAACAUCUUCCCCUAUGCUUUGAUACUACUGUAGCUGGAUGCCACUCCUUUCCUCUUCUGUAGACUACCCUAUCCCCCUCUUUGAAAUCUGGCCUAGCCCUUGCAUGUGCAUCAUAGUAAUCUUUGCUUUUCCUAUUUUUAUUUUGCAAAUGCAAUUUAAACUGUUCAUGAUCUGACAUUUGUUUUUCAACAACUGGUAAUUUAGUUUUCAAUCUUCUAAAAAACAAUAUUUGAGCAGGAGAUCUGUUCAAUCCUGGAAUUGGCCUGUUACGAUACUCCAUUAAUGCUACACUUAUAUCAUCUGAUUUUCUCAGAAUGUUUUUAGCAGUUUGAACAAAUCUCUCUGCUAAUCCAUUUGAUUGAGCAUAUCCUGGACUUGACGUUUGAAAUUUAAAAUCAAAUUCUAUAGUAAUUUUUUCACAUUCAUAUGAUGCAAAAGGCAUAUUAUCAGACACAAUAAUAUCAGGUACCGUAUACCAAAAACUGAAAAAAUAUUUUUUAGAGCAUUGAUUACAUCAGAGCUUUGUUUACCUUUGAGAGGGACAAUUUCUAGCCAUUUAGUAAGAUAAUCUGCAACUACUAAAUAAGCCCUGCCUUGGAACUCCAUUAUGUCAGUUCCCAAUUUUUGAAAUGGAAAAUCUGGAAUUUCAGGACAAAUCAUUGGUUCUUUAAUAUUUGCAUAUCUAUAUCGCUUACACACAGAGCAUCUUGCAAUCAUUUUUUCUAUAUCCUUUGCCAUACCUGGCCAAAACAAAAUCUCUCGUGCUCUAUCUGUAGUACGAGUAAUACCAAAAUGCCCUUCAUGCAAUAACUUUAACAUAUCUAAUCUUAAUGCUUUAGGUACUACAAUUCUAUCAAAAUAGAACAUUAAAUUAUCAUGAACAUACAAAUCAUUCCUGAUUUGGAAGAAUACUUUUAUUUCCCCUUCCCACUUGUCUUUUUUCCAUCCAUCCUGAAUACUCGUCAUAACUAUUUGCAACUCUUCUAUUUGCAUCCUGACUAAUGCAUUUUUUAAACUCCUCUUUUCUUCUGUCACUCAUUCUUAUAUACUUUGACACCGUAUGAACUACUUCAACUAUAUCUGGAUCACUUAACUCUACUUCACUACUAAAAUUUCGAGAAAGCAAAUCUGCUACAUGCAUAUAUUUUCCUGGGCAAUAUUCAAAGUUUAAAUCAUAUUUUAUUAACUUCAAUUUGUAAUCGAGGUGAAUUCACUCGGGAAACACUUUUAUUCAUAAUACUAACAUUUGGCCUAUGAUCGGUCACUAUCUUAAUUGGACAUCCAUAUAUUAAAUUAUGAAACUUUUUAACAGCAAAAACUACACUCAGAAGUUCCUUCUCAAUAAUGGCAUAUUGCUUCUCUGUUUCAUUUAAACAUCUUGAAGCAAAUGACACAGGUAACCCCUCCUGAAGUAGACAACAUCCUAUUCCAUUUUUUGAAGCAUCAGUUUGAAUGACAAUUCCCUUUUUUCGAUCAAAAUUACUUAAUGUAGGUAAUGUUUUUAUUAAUUUCUAGUUUGAUACUUUCCAAAGCCUUUUGAUACACUUCUAACCACUGGGAUUCUACAUCUUUUUUCAGUAAUUCACACAAUACACUAGACAUUUCUCCAAGUUGACAAACAAACUUCCUUACAUAAUUAAUCAUUCCCAUUAGUUGUUGUAAUUCUUUUUUAUUCUUAGGAGCUUUCAAUUCAUUGAUCACCCUGAUCCUAUCCUCGCUUACUUUGAUACCCUGUUUUGAAAAUAUGUGACCUAAAUACUUGACUUCACACUUCUUAUAUUUUAAUUUAUUCCUGUUUAAUUUUACACCCCUUUCUUUUGCCCUCUCCAUAACUGUUUGCAAAACUCUAUCAUGUUCUUCUAGGCUAUUUGUUGCAAUUAAAAUGUCGUCAAAAUAAAUCAGAACAUUCUCAAUAUCACCGAAAUUCUCAAGAUUAGCUUUUUGGAAAUAUUCAGGAGCUAUUUUAACACCAAAGGGUAACCUUAAAAAUCUGUAGCAACCCUGAUGAGUGGCAAAAGUACACAAUUUACUGGAAUAGUCAUCCAAUGGAACCUGAUAAAAUCCAUCUUUUAGAUCCAACACUGUAAAAUACUUUUUCCCAGCCAAUUUACUUGUUACCUCAUCAAGAGUAGGUAAUUCAAAAUACUCUCUUUUUAUGCACUUAUUUAAUUCAUGAGGAUCUAAACACAAACGUAGGGACUUGUCUGGCUUUUCAAUCACUACUAAAUUAUUCACCCAUUCAGAAGGUUGUUCACACUUAACAAUAAUACCUACAUUUUCCAACUCCUGCAGUUUCCUACUCAAUCUUUCCUUCAUUACUAACGGCAAUCGUCUAGCUGGCUUUGCCACUGGAAUGCUACCUUCUUUCAAUUUUAUCUGACAUACCUUUUUGAACAUUCCUACUCCUUCAAACAAAAAACUAUGCCGAAUUAGAAACUUCAACACUAUCAGAUUUCUUUGUCAAAUACCCCAAAGUAAAACAAGACGGUAAACCUAUAAUAGGCCGAACAUUCUUGUUCACUACUAGAAAAUACAACACUACAAACUUAUCUUUAGUUUCACAUUUAUUGAGUUGGACAGACCCUAUAGGAAAAAGUUUUUCACCU